GAAGGGGACAGUCUUUCGCUCCAGACGUUUCACCAGUUGAUCAAACACAAUUAACGAUCAGAAAAUUCAGAUCUGGCUUGUUUUCAGAUCAAAUCGGAUAAUCGGAAUCAGAUCUUCGAUCGGUAGAAUUUCAUCUUUCUAGAUUAUGGAAGAAAGCAAGCACAUACGGAUGCGUUGUUCGUUGUUGUUCGCUUCGCUUUUGAUCAUAGAUUGUUUCGUUUCAGAGAUAUACGCUUCUUCUGACAGUACUAUAUUUUAUGAAUCAUUCAAUGAAUCGUUUGUAGGGAGUUGGAUCGUCUCCGAGAAUGAACACUAUUCAGGUGUAUGGCAACACUCGAAGAGCGAGGGACAUGAUGAUCAUGGGCUUCUUGUGAGUGAGAAGGCUAGAAAGUAUGCUAUUGUGAAGGAGCUUGACAAACCCGUGGAGCUCAAGGACGGUACAACCGUCCUCCAAUUCGAAGUUCGGCUUCAGAAUGGUCUCGAAUGUGGUGGCGCAUAUCUGAAAUAUCUCCGUCCACAAAACGCCGGUUGGACAGCCAAAAGAUUUGACAACGAAUCUCCUUACUCUAUAAUGUUUGGUCCUGACAAAUGUGGUGCCACAAAUAAAGUCCAUUUCAUCUUGAAGCACAAGAACCCCAAGACUGGAGAAUAUGUUGAACACCAUCUCAAAUCUCCUCCUUCAGUCCCUUCAGACCGAUUGACCCACGUAUACACCGCGAUCCUGAAGCCAAAUAAUGAGUUGCGGAUCUUAGUUGAUGGAAAAGAGAAAAACAAGGCCAAUUUCAUGUCAUCUGACGAUUUCGAGCCAUCACUAAUCCCUGCAAAGAUGAUCCCUGAUCCAGAUGAUGAGAAACCCGAAAAUUGGGAUGAGAGAUCAAAGAUUCCAGACCCGGAUGCAACUAAACCGGAUGAUUGGGAUGAGAAUGCACCGAUGGAAAUUCUAGACGAGGAAGCUACAAUGCCGGAAGGAUGGCUAGAAAACGAGCCGGAGGAAAUCGACGAUCCCGAGGCAUUGAAGCCUGAAGAUUGGGACGAUGAGGAGGACGGUGAGUGGGAGGUUCCGAAGAUUGAGAACCCGAAAUGUGAAUCUGCACCGGGUUGUGGAGAAUGGAGGAGGCCAAUGAAGAGGAACCCGGAUUAUAAGGGUAAAUGGCAUGCUCCUCUUAUCGACAAUCCGAAUUAUAUGGGUAUCUGGAAACCUCGUGAAAUUCCCAACCCGAAUUAUUUCGAACUCGAUAAGCCCGACUUUGAGCCAAUUGCUGCUGUUGGUAUUGAGAUCUGGACAAUGCAAGACGGUAUCUUGUUCGACAACAUUUUGAUCGCGAACGACGAGAAGAGCGCAAAAUCGAUCAGGGACUCGACAUGGAAACCCAAGUUUUCUGUGGAGGAAGAGAAACAAAAAGCAGAGGAAAAAGCAGCAGCUAGUUUUGAGGGUCUCAAAGGGAUUCAGAAAGCUGUGUUUGAUGGUCUGUACAAGAUUGCAGAACUACCAUUCUUGGGUGCACACAGGACAAAACUUUUGGAACUUGUGGAGAAGGCUGAGGAACAACCAAAGAUUACAGUUAGCGUCGUCGUUUCAAUUGUUGUCAUCAUCUUUAGCAUCUUAUUGAGGAUGUUAUUUGGUGGCAACAAAGCAGUUCAAACCAAAGGAAAGGUGAAGGUGGCAGUGACGGAGAAGGAUGAAGGAGAGAGCAGGAUGAGCAAAGAGGAUGCAAAUGCUCCUCGUAAGAGAAAUGCAAGGCGUGACAACUGA
Molecule: messenger RNA, 1753 nt
Organism: Cynara cardunculus var. scolymus (artichoke)
Lineage: Eukaryota; Viridiplantae; Streptophyta; Magnoliopsida; Asterales; Asteraceae
Product: calnexin homolog
Exons: 6
Coding region: 146-1753 (535 amino acids)
Biological process (GO): protein folding
Cellular component (GO): endoplasmic reticulum; endoplasmic reticulum membrane
Molecular function (GO): calcium ion binding
Source: RefSeq, a predicted model, not a curated record